GGCCUUUCCACAUCACUUAUAUUUAUACACACUUAACAGGACAAACUCUGCUACCUUAAUUUAGAAACAAGAAAACUUUGCCAUGGGGCCUUGGAUGAAGCCAGAGGUUUAUCCUCUUUUGGGAGCCAUGACAUUUGUUACUGGUAUCUGCAUCUUUCAGCUUACCAGGAGCAUGCUGCUAAACCCUGAUGUCAAAAUAAACAAGGCUCAUCGGAAAAUGGGAGUGCUUGAGAACCAGGAGGAAGGAGAAAAGUAUGCAGAGCAUGGCCUGAGAAAGUUCCUCAGAACCAGACCUCCUGAAAUUAUGCCUUCUAUAAAUGACUUCUUCUCUAAAGAUAAAUGAAUUUAUGCUUAUAAUGGAAGUUUUUGGACAGUUUAUCAAGUCUGUAAUUCUGCUGUGCACACUUUGGCUUUUCAGUUGUUGUAACAAAGAAACUGAUGUCAUUGUUUCAAAGAUUAUAGAGAAGUCCUGCAAAAAUUUAUCCAA
Molecule: messenger RNA, 487 nt
Organism: Mangifera indica (mango)
Lineage: Eukaryota; Viridiplantae; Streptophyta; Magnoliopsida; Sapindales; Anacardiaceae
Exons: 3
Coding region: 83-343 (86 amino acids)
Source: RefSeq, a predicted model, not a curated record